Molecule: messenger RNA, 354 nt
Organism: Grosmannia clavigera kw1407
Lineage: Eukaryota; Fungi; Ascomycota; Sordariomycetes; Ophiostomatales; Ophiostomataceae
Exons: 2
Coding region: 1-354 (117 amino acids)
Molecular function (GO): oxidoreductase activity
Source: RefSeq, a predicted model, not a curated record
AUGCCGCGCUAUUUUUGUCUAACCAUCCUGGGCUACCGCAAGCCAGGGAUGAGCGAAGAUAACUACCACAACCACAUGAUAAACGUGUCGGCCCCUAUGACAAAGGACCUUAUGGUCAAGUACGGCAUUCAGCGCUGGACACAGAUCCAUAACAGCACUGCCACGCGAAAGCUUGUGGAGCAGCUGAUUGACCCCCAAAUGGUCAACACCUCGGAUGUCGAUUGCUUUAGCCAGGUUGUCUUCCGGUCUGUCGACGACUACAAGCGCAUGAAGCAAGAUCCUUGGUAUAAGGAAAAAUUGGCCCGCGAUCAUGGCAACUUUGCCGACACUCGGAAGAGCUUCGUUUGUGCCUAA